This is a messenger RNA of Centruroides sculpturatus (bark scorpion), 2313 nucleotides long. RefSeq names its product cytosolic endo-beta-N-acetylglucosaminidase-like (gene ENGase). The record is from RefSeq and is a predicted model, not a curated record. Lineage: Eukaryota; Metazoa; Arthropoda; Arachnida; Scorpiones; Buthidae. Gene Ontology annotation, biological process: protein deglycosylation. Gene Ontology annotation, molecular function: mannosyl-glycoprotein endo-beta-N-acetylglucosaminidase activity. The transcript has 12 exons. Bases 117 to 2006 code for a protein of 629 amino acids. Gene Ontology annotation, cellular component: cytoplasm.
UCUGUUUAUAUAUCGGGAAACACGUGCUAAUGACGUUUACAAUUGUGUGUGUGGUAGUCGAAUUAAAAUAAUGGUAUUUAAUUGAAGUUUAACUCUGUUAUACGACCAAAGAACUCAUGGAUACAAUAGUGGAAAGACAACCAAUAAAAAGUUUAAAAGAAUUGCUGGAAUGGAAGAGACCGGAAUGUGAUUUUCGUCUAGAAAAGUUGAGAAAGAGAAUAAAAGUGAAAGAAGGACCAAAGAUAUUAGUUUGCCAUGACAUGCAAGGAGGAUAUUUAGAUGAUAGAUUUCUUCAAGGAACUGAAAAAGAAAGUAAUUAUAGAUUCUUUCAUUGGACAAACAUACAUGCUUUCAUUUACUUCAGCCAUUAUUUUGUUACAAUUCCUCCUCAAGGAUGGAUUUCUGCUGCACAUAAGAAUGGUGUUCUAUCAUUAGGUACUGUAAUUACAGAAUGGGAUGAAGGAGAAAAAUUAUGCAACGAAUUGUUUAAAUCGGCGAAAACUCAAACAUUAGCCGCUUGUAAAUUAGAUGCCAUAGCAAGGUUUUAUGGGUUUGACGGAUGGCUUCUUAACAUUGAAAAUAAAUGUCAGAAUACCAAAGAUUUAGAAAAUUUUGUUAACAUUUUGACUGAGAUAUGUCAUACAAAUAAUCCAGAUUCUCUCAUAAUAUGGUAUGACAGUGUCGUAACAACUGGAGAAUUAAAAUGGCAGAAUGAAUUGAAUGCAUCUAAUAAAACGUUUUUUGAUGCCUGCGAUGGAAUUUUUCUAAAUUAUAACUGGAGUGAUGAAACAUUGAAAAAUUCUGCAAUUACGGCAGAUUCUAGGAAAGACGAUGUCUACGUCGGAAUUGAUGUUUUUGGGAGAGGAUGCCUUGGUGGUGGAGGAUUUAAUACCGAACUUGCAAUGAAAGAAGUGAAAAAUUAUGAUUUGUCUAUUGCUAUUUUUGCACCCGGUUGGGUUUACGAAACAUUAGAUAAAGAGAAAUUUUUAGAAAAUCAAUAUAAGUUUUGGGAAUUAUUAAAUGAUUACUGCCCUAUUUACGCCAUUGCAGAACUGCCAUUUUCUACUUCUUUUUGUCAAGGAUUUGGAAAUAAAUUUUAUCGUAGAGGAAAGGUAAUUAGCGAAAAGCCAUGGUAUAAUCUAAGCCUCCAACAAAUUCAGCCUUCAUUCCAUUGGACCCAGAGUUGCUGUGAUAAGAAUAAUUGUAGUUGCAUUCACGUCAAAGAUGCUUAUAAUUCUGGUGGGUGUCUGGAAUUAAAAAGUCAAAAUUCUGCACAAAGAUUCAGAUUAUUUUUAACUAAUUUUGAAAUCAGUUCUUCUAUAUUAGUCAUUUAUACAUAUAAAUUAAUUAUCCCAACAACCGACAUCAGUAUUGUUCUCCAGAUUAAGAAUAGUGAAGUUUGUUAUGAAGUCUGUUGUUCUGGAAGAGAUUGGACAAGUGACGGUAUGGAAAUUCUGCCAAAAAAACGCAUAAAAGGAAAUGCGAAAAUGUUGUCUCCGUUAUCUGAAGAUGAAAUUAAUAAAUUAAAUUGCUCAAAUGUUAACUUCAGAAAUGAGGCCGAAAAUAAUUGGAUUACAAGAGUAUUUUAUAUGGAUUUCCAAGAGUUUAAAAACAGUGCGAUAACCGAAAUAGCUGCUGAGACAAAAAAUAACUCCGGAAACUCAGAUAAUUAUUCUGUUUUGAUUGGUCAAGUUCAGAUACUUCCAGUUUCAAACAGUACCAAAAUGCAGUGCUUAAAUCUACAAAGAAAUAUUUGUUUAGAAGAAAAUUGCAUCAGAGUCGACUGUUUUCUAACGUGGAAACCCAAAUUAUCGGAAAUGCAAGAAAAUAGUUAUGAUGUAUUCUGUUUUUGUAAUGAGAAGAAAUAUUAUAUUGGAACAACUAAGGAGUGUUUCUAUUAUGUGAAUGACUUUUGUCUCUCUGAAAUCUGUAAAGAAUUUAAGUUCUGUGUAAUGUCACAAAACAGUGAAGAAUGUUAUUUUACAGAAGUGCUGACAAAUGAAUAAAAGUAAGUUAUUUUCAAGCAAAUUAUUAAGAAUAGAUGACAAUUUUUUUCAAUAACAGCAUUAAUUUUAUCAAUAUAAUGGUUGCAAAGUCUCUGUAUCUAGUAUAUGCUAAUUAGAAGUUAUACACAUGCUCCUCUUCAUUCUUUAUACAAAUCUGAAUUGUUUUGUUAUCUUUUUUGGACCUUGACAAUUGGAAGUUGUUAAAACAGUCUUUAAUAAACUGUAAAUUCAAACUAAGCUUACUUUCCAAAACAAUUGGCUUAAAUUUUAAUUUACAAAGUUCCUAGGGAUGUUUAAAUAGGCCAGU